CCGUUCAAAUUUUGUAAGAGAGACACUAUUUUCAGAACUGAAGUAACAAAACUGCAAGCUUCGCCGCCGCGCACUGCCGCAAUGUUAACACAAUCUAAACUCCUCCGCCGUCGGAGCUACGUUCUACCUUCCACCUUUUCUUUUCCGCGGCGCUACCACAGCGACUCAGAGGACGAAGGCGAAUCAACGGUGACCCAAGUCGUUGAACUUCUCCGAUCUCCGGCGAAGCAACGGGACUAUGAUCAGCUACGCCCCUUUCUCUGCGGCGCCUCACAUCACCAACUCCUUCAAAUCACUCUCGGCCUGGGCUCCAUUCCCGACGCCCUCGACUUCCUCCACCUCAAAGCCAAAGCAGAACCCAACCACCCUCACCACCUCUCUUCCGUGUUCCAGGGCGCUCUCGAGCUCGCUACGCGACACCCCAAUUCGCAAGCAGAGCUUCUGAGUCUUCACACCUUCCGAAAAUCCAAUGACUUGAGCAUCCCCCUCACUACCAAAUCGGCUUCCCUUCUCCUGCACUGCUUGGAAAGCGAGCGGAUGUUGGACGAUGCGCUUCUUCUGUUCAAUGAGCUCGACCCAUCUUCGAAAAGCACCGGACAUUGCAACGGGUUACUCAGAGGGUUGAUCAAAUCAGGUCGUACUGAUGAUGCACUCCACUUGCUCGAUGAAAUGCUUAAACCGGAUUCCAAGUUUCCUCCCAAUGAUUACACGGGUACAAUUGUUUUUGGGGAGCUGGCGAAGCGGGAGCGUCAUGGAAGAAGCUUUACUGAUGAGGAGAUUGUGGGGUUGGUUACCAAGCUGGGUGAACAUGGAGUUUUCCCUGAUACGUUUAAGCUUACACAGCUGAUAACCAAGCUGUGUGGGAAACGGAGUAACGGUGUCGCGUGGGAACUUUUGCAUGGUGUGAUGACAUUGGGUGGUCCAGUUGAAGUUGCAUCGUGCAAUGCCCUGUUAUCAGGGCUAGGAAGGGAAAGAGAUAUUCAGAAGAUGAAUAAACUGAUGGCGGAGAUGGAAGAAAAGAUGAUACAGCCUAGUGUCCAAACCUUUGGGAUUCUUGUCAAUCAUUUGUGCAAGGCUAGGAGGAUUGAUGAAGCAUUAGCGGUGUUUGAUAAAUUGAGAGGCAAAGGAGAAAAUGAAAAGGUUGUUGGUGUUGAACCUGAUGUGGUCUUGUAUAAUACUGUGAUUGAUGGACUUUGUAAAGUUGGUAGGGAAGAAGAUGGUUUGAGUUUGUUGGAGGAGAUGAAAACAGAGAAUAAAAACAGGCCAAACGCAGUUACUUAUAAUUGCUUGAUUGAUGGGUUCUGCAAAGUUGACAAGAUUGAUAAAGCACAUGAACUAUUCAUUCAAAUGAAGGAGGAAGGAGUACAGCCUACUGUAGUCACAUUCAAUACAUUGGUUGAUGGUUUGUCCAAGCAUGGAAAGGUCUUUAGUGCAGUUGAGCUUUUCAACGAGAUGAAAGGGAAGGGCCUGAACGGAAAUGUUAAUGCUUAUACCUCUCUGAUAUCUGCCUUCUGUGGCGUGAACAAUAUUGAUAAAGCCAUGCAAUAUUUUGAGGAGAUGUCGAGUUCUGGAUGCCCUCCAGAUGCACGUGCUUACUAUACUUUGAUUAAUGGCUUAAGCAUUGCUGGUAGGAUGGAUGAUGCCAGUGUCAUUGUGUCCAAGUUGAAACAGGCUGGGUUUGGUCUUGAUCUAGCUUGCUAUAAUGUCCUCAUCAGUGGAUUCUGUAAGAAGAAAAGGCAGGAAAGAGUUUAUGAAAUGCUUACCGAAAUGGAAGGAGCUGGAGUUAAGCCUGAUACUGUCACCUAUAACACUCUGGUUUCCUACCUUGGCAAAACUGGAGAUUUUGCAACUGCCAGUAAGAUGCUGAAAAAGAUGAUUAACGAGGACCUUGAGCCCUCUGUUGUAACAUAUGGGGCAGUUAUACAUGCAUAUUGUUUAAAGAAGAAUGUGGAUGAGGCUAUGAAAAUUUACGGGGAAAUGUGUUCUACAUCCAAGGUUCCUCCCAAUACUGUGAUUUACAACAUCUUAAUAGAUGCUCUGUGCAAGAAUAACCAUGUUGAAAAGGCUAUCUCUCUGAUGGAUGACAUGAAAGUAAAAGGCGUUCGGCGUAAUACAACCACGUAUAAUCAUAUUUUCAAUGGGGUUCGGGAUAAGGGAAUGUUGAAACAAGCACUUGAACUUAUGAACAGGAUGAUUGAAGAUGCUUGCAGUCCUGACUAUAGAACCAUGGAGAUUCUUACUGAAUGGCUUCCUGCAGUUGGUGAAAUAGAACAAUUACAACGUUUUAUCCAAGGGUAUCAGGUUUCCUUGCAUACAACAUCAUCUCACAUUUUGGAUAAUAAUCUGAUGUACUCCUUCAAGAAUAAAGUUUAAGCAAAAACAAGUUGCUGCCCUUUUGGUUGACAUAAGAGUAUGCAACUUGCAUCUGUCUUUUUGUUUUCUUUCUCCCAUGCAUCCUUUCUGGUUGUUGGUCAACAACCAACCACAUCUAUAGAAAAUAGUCUCUCCGGUAGAAGAGCUCUGUUGUAUUUUUUUUUUCCUCUCUACUAGGUGAGGUGAAAAUAAUAGAUGUAGUUUAUUCAAGUUGGGUUUCUAGGGAAUUCAAUUAAUUUUUUUC
Molecule: messenger RNA, 2617 nt
Organism: Lotus japonicus
Lineage: Eukaryota; Viridiplantae; Streptophyta; Magnoliopsida; Fabales; Fabaceae
Product: pentatricopeptide repeat-containing protein At3g61520, mitochondrial-like
Exons: 1
Coding region: 82-2373 (763 amino acids)
Molecular function (GO): protein binding
Source: RefSeq, a predicted model, not a curated record